AUGAACUUUCUCCGCAAUCGUCUCCCGGCCCCGAAGCAGGACUUGCUCGCCAAGCAAGCCCGCCAGCAGGGCACCACCGAUGCAGCCUACAAGCCCUUGCGCAUAUCUGAGCUCUUGAAGGAGUCUCCGAGCUGGUACAAGUCAGCUGCGCGGCGACAUCUCUACUUCCUGCUCUUCCCAGCAUGUGUUGUGUCAUACGCAACGUCUGGGUAUGACGGAAGUAUGAUGAACUCUCUGCAGACUGUCUCCUACUGGGAUGACUUUUUUGCCAACCCUCGGGGAUCUCAGCUUGGACUCAUGAGCGCUAUCAUGUCGCUUGGCAGCAUCUGUUCCACGCCUGUUGCGCCGUUUUGCGAGAGUACCAACUUUGCCAUGUUUGUUAUCAGCCGUUUCAUUCUGGGGUUUGGACUAUCUUUUGCUACGUCUGCAUCUCCUAGCAUGGUCAGUGAGCUGUCUCACCCCAAGGAUAGAGUCACUAUUACAGCUAUCUGCAACACUUGUUGGUUCCUGGGCUCCAUCGCAGCUGCUUGGAUCACCUACGGCACCCGAGUGAUCCCCAGUACUUGGUCAUGGAGAAUCCCCUCCUUGCUUCAGAUGGCACCCAGUAUCAUUCAGCUAUCAACUGUCUGGUUCCUUCCCGAGUCCCCACGGUGGCUCAUUUCGAACAAUCGCAGUGAAGAGGCCCUCGAAGCACUUACAAGAUACCACGGAGAGGGAGUUAAGACGGAACUAGUAGAGCUUGAAUACGAAGAGAUCCGAGCCGCAAUCGAGCAAGAAAAGUUGUCUGGUCAAACUACUUGGAAGUCUAUGGUCAGCACUAAGGGUAACCGCUACAGGAUGUUCCUCGUCAUCUGCAUGGGUCUAAUGUCACAAUGGUCUGGAAAUGGACUGAUCUCUUACUAUCUCUCUCGCGUCAUGGACAGUGUCGGCAUCACCAACAAGAAAACACAAGCCCUGGUCAACGGCCUCAUCAACAUUUGGAAUUGGGCCCUCGCUCUCACUAGCGCCUGCUUCGUCGAUCGCGUCGGUCGCCGUCCUCUCUUCCGAAUCUCUACAAUCGGCAUGUUGCUAGUCUUCACAGGGUGGACCAUCGCUUCGGAACGCUUUGCUGCCACGGAGGCCAAGUCUGUUGGCGUUGCGGUGAUGGCACUCAUCUUCGUGUACGAGAUCUUCUACUGCAUGGCUUUCUCGCCCCUCCCUGUAGCAUACUCGGUUGAGGUUCUGCCGUACUCAAUCCGUGCCAAAGGAAUGGGCUUGUAUGUCCUUUCAAUGAAAUGUGCUGUUUUCGUCAACCAGUAUGUCAAUCCUGUUGGACUGGAUAGCAUUGGUUGGCGGUACUACCUCGUUUACGUUGCUGUCCUCAUUGUUGAAAGUUUCAUUGCCUACGGGUGGUUCCUCGAAACAAAGGGUAAAGCCUUGGAGGAGAUUGCUGUCAUUUUUGACGGCGAAGCUGCCGAUGUCACUGUUGACGAGCCUGUCAAGUCCAAGGUUUUUAGUACUGAGAUGCCCACGACUCUUGAGCAGAAGAAUGUCGACCGCAAGGUCUAG
Fusarium subglutinans is the source of this 1548-nucleotide messenger RNA. RefSeq names its product hexose transporter. Bases 1 to 1548 code for a protein of 515 amino acids. The record is from RefSeq and is a predicted model, not a curated record. Gene Ontology annotation, cellular component: membrane. Gene Ontology annotation, molecular function: carbohydrate:proton symporter activity. Gene Ontology annotation, biological process: carbohydrate transport; transmembrane transport. Lineage: Eukaryota; Fungi; Ascomycota; Sordariomycetes; Hypocreales; Nectriaceae. The transcript is spliced from 5 exons.